This is a messenger RNA of Hylaeus anthracinus, 2075 nucleotides long. Its product is annotated as rho guanine nucleotide exchange factor 3-like. The transcript has 5 exons. Gene Ontology annotation, biological process: positive regulation of Rho protein signal transduction. Gene Ontology annotation, molecular function: guanyl-nucleotide exchange factor activity. The coding region runs from base 260 to 1795 and encodes 511 amino acids. Lineage: Eukaryota; Metazoa; Arthropoda; Insecta; Hymenoptera; Colletidae. The record is from RefSeq and is a predicted model, not a curated record.
UAUAUCGUUCGUGCGCGAAGAGAGGAGCCCAACGUCGGUCGUCCAACUCGAAAACACGUGUCGUGGGAAAAAGUACGCGAACUCGUUCGAAAGAAUCCAUUAUUAACCGCCGCGCGUCCCAUAGAAACGGGGAGUCUAUGGGAACGCGCGAUAGCUCUCCCGUGUUGGCACGACUCGCGGUGGAAUAGAUUUUUUCCCUUGCGAAGCGCAAGUGACGGAUCGCGUAGUUGACGCUUGAAAUCAAAUUUAACGUAUUGUUAUGGAAGAAUAUAGCGUUUAUACAGGGUGUCCCGGCAUUGAUGGUACAACCGAGAAGGAGGUGACACGAAAAAACAAAUCGAAACGAUCGAGGAAGCGUCCGAAAAGUGAUGCUAUCAGUAUUAGCUCAAUGGAUAUAUCCAUUGAAUCGGAGUUGGGAAAAAAGAAGAAACGAAGGAGAAUCACAGAAGUGGCCAAUAGUAUUUUCUCCUCUUCUGGUAUAGGCAAUAGACAAGGGAAUACUCUUCAUAGGUCUUUUACAAUUCAACCAAGUGCAGAUUUAUCAUUUGUGGAUAACGAACUGGAUACAGGAACAUUAAGAAGAAGGCACCAAGAAAAUAAUGAAAGUACUAGCAACUUUGUGCUUAAAAGUUGGGUACUCGAUGUAGCAAAGAUGGGUACCAAAGACAGAUUGAAUAAUGUUUUAAGUCGGAAAGAAGUUAAAAGACAAGAAGCAAUUUAUGAAUUAUAUUGCGGAGAAAAUGUACUCAUAAGUGAUCUGUGUAUACUCAAAAAUUAUUAUUACGAACCAUUGAUACCUACUGGUAUUUUUAAUUCAGAUGAGUUACUUACAGUUUUCGGUAGUAUAACUCAUCUUAUUGAAAUACACACUAAACUGAGAGAUGAACUGAUGGAUUUAAGAGAUCAAUAUGGAUUUACAGAUAAAGUUGGUCCUACAAUACUAAAUUGGAUUCCAAUGUUAACAAAACCAUAUUUGGAAAGGUGUAGAACGCAAAUAUGGGCGAAACGUAUAUUAGAUGAAAAAAGAUUGACGAAUAAACGUUUUCAAUCUUUCUUAAAAAAACGCUUGGAAUCUCCUCAUUCUGUUGACUUGUGGACAUAUAUAGACGUGGCCAGAUCACGUAUUGUUAAAUAUCCUUUAUUAGUUAAAGAAAUACUCAGGCAUACUCCAGCCACGCAUACAGAUCAAACAUCUUUAAAAGAAGCGUACGAUAUGCUGUCCAAAUUACUUAACGAUAUAGACAAAACUAUGGGGGCCGCGGAAUGUCAAUUAGCUAAAUCAAAAAUAAAUAUAAAGUCAGACUAUGAUUCUACCAAUUGCAUUGAAAAUGCAACAGAAUUGAUUACCGAAGGACAGCUUAAAGAUAUACGAGGAGUGAAAUUUCAGUGCUUCCUUUUCAACACUGGUUUUGCCAUAACUCGAAGAUCUAGAUCUAUGAGUAAAAAGUACAACCUAUGUUUUCCCGUUAUACGCAAAGAACAAAUUUUUAUAAGUACCGAGGACAAAUCUGUUACAUCUUGUGGGUUUAAAAUUGGCGAUCAUUUUUUAAUAACCGAAGAUGAGCAUGGAAAGAGACAUUGGAUCGAUUCGUUUAACAAAGUUCGUCAGAAUAAAAUUGAUUCAUUAGAAAAUAUUAUUGGCGAUAAUGAAAAAGAAAAUCAGCAGGUUUUGACACCAGCAAAAGUAAAACAGUCUGCUGGAUCAUCUUUAAAUAAGAUGAACGAAAAUAAUUUUUCUAUGACAUUAAAGAAAAGUUUUUUAAGACAGAAACGUAACAGUAUUAAUUACGUUUGAUAUCCGGAACUUAAUGUUCCAUUUUAAAUAAUUUUCUACGCCCGUAUAUGUAUUAUAUUCUAUUAAAAAAUGUCUGCAAUGUAUUCGUGAAUUUAUAUAUAGCAUUUCGAACAAGUAUAAUUUUACAUUAAUGUAUGUACUUAUGUAUGUAAUAUUUAAAUGUUUCCAAGAUGAACACUUGCUCAUUAAAGCUUGUGGCUAUUGGAAAGAAUGUAUCAUGUACAAAUAUGUUCAAUAUUAAUUGUAAGAUAAAAAAAAUCCUAUCAUAUGCAAUUAUAUC